Dalotia coriaria is the source of this 5886-nucleotide messenger RNA. RefSeq names its product ATP-dependent helicase brm (gene brm). The record is from RefSeq and is a predicted model, not a curated record. Gene Ontology annotation, cellular component: nucleus. The transcript has 7 exons. Gene Ontology annotation, molecular function: histone binding; DNA binding; transcription factor binding. Gene Ontology annotation, biological process: positive regulation of transcription by RNA polymerase II. The coding region runs from base 205 to 5589 and encodes 1794 amino acids. Lineage: Eukaryota; Metazoa; Arthropoda; Insecta; Coleoptera; Staphylinidae.
CGACAAACAUGGCGCAUAGCUAGUGCGUUGUUUCUGCGAAUGUUGUCAUGAAAUUCGACGAUUAGAGGAGUGCAUUGCUGAUUGUGGGCUUCGCGCCCCUACGAAUAAUUCGCCGAGUGUCCGAGGAAUAGUGCAGUGAUAGUGUGCGAUUUUUUACGGCGUGGAUUUGGACGUAAAAUCGAGGACUCGAAUAAAGUGUAAACGAUGGCUAGUCCGUCGCCACAAAACAGCCCAAUGCCACCUCCACAGGCUCCCAGCCCCAUGGGACCACCAUCUCAAUCCCCUGCGCAAUCUCCAUCUCCUCAUAGUCCUUAUCAAGGCCCACAAGGGCAUGUAAACGGCCCGCCAACUCCAAACAUGCAAAUGCAAAAUUUACCACCUGGAGGUCCUGGACAUCAUCAACCCCCACAUCCAGGGAUGUCUCCUCAUCCCGGUAUGCCUCCACAUCCUGGUCACCCUGGAAUGCCACCAAAUUCACACGGCCCACCACCAGGAGGUAUGCCACCACAGGGUCACCCACCUGGUCCUCCUGGUCCGCAAGGCCACAUGCAGCCUCAUCCUGGUGGUCCACCACCUAUGCAAGGGCAUCCUAUGCAACCAGGCGGACCACCUCCACAAGGUCAUCCUAUAGGCCCACCUCAGGGUCAUGUUAUACAUCAUCCAGGUGGUCCACAAGGCCAGCAACAUCCUGGACAUCCUCCUGGUCCUCCCCAACACCCAGGCGUUCCUCCAAUGGGUCAUCCUGGUCAUCCAGGUGGCCCGCCACAGGGGCAUCAUGGUGGACCUCCACAAGGCAUGAUGAGUGGUCCACCACAAGGCCAUCCGGGUGGUCCCCCCGGUCCACAACAUUCCGGCCCUCCUCCCAGCGGUCCUCCACAUCCAAAUGGUCCACCGCAGAAUCAUCCAGGGCAACCGCCAUCUCAACAAGGACCUCCACCUCCGGGACAUCCAGGAGGCCCGCCACAGGGGCAUCAACAGGGACAUCCACCUCAUUCUGGUGGACCACCUCCGCCUGGACAUCCUGGUAUGCAGCCUGGUGGUCCACCGCAUAACAUGCAUGGCAUGCCACCAGGUGGCCCGGGGCAGAAUUAUCCGGGGCAUCCAGGAAUGCAGCCGAUGCAACACCCGCAAGGACCUGGGCCUCAAGGGCCGCAAGGACCACAACAGAAUCCAUCAUCGUCACCGGGACCACAAGGUCAAGGUCCACCCGGUGGGCCUGGAGGUGGUCCGCCACCAUCAGGUCCGCCUGGGUCUGCUCCGCAGGGGCAGGAAAAUCUGAACGCCUUGCAGCGUGCUAUUGAUUCAAUGGAGGAAAAGGGCAUGCAGGAGGAUCCCCGAUAUUCGCAGUUGUUGGCGUUGAGGGCACGGUCAAACAGCUCAUUGUUUAAUCAGUUGCAGAUACAGCAAUUGAGACAUCAGAUAAUGGCCUAUCGAAUGUUGGCGCGUAAUCAACCGCUGACGCAACAGUUGACGAUGGCUGUACAGGGUAAACGGGCAGAUGGUACACCCCAAUGUCCAACACCACCCUCUAGCCCAUUCCAACCGCCUAGUGCUGCCCCGCCGACAUCGCAACCAUCAGGGCCGCAGGCCCAGGGACCACCUCCACCAACGAGUGAAAGCAGCGAGCCACCACGACCUGCGUCUGUGGAGAGUGCGCCGAAUGUCACGGCACCGCCUCCGCAGGCUCAGCAACAGCAACCCCCACCACAGGCACAGCCUAUGCAGCCGAUGAUGCGUCCGCCAGGUCCGCCUGUGAUUCAACCCACCCCCGGGCCGACUCCACCACCGCAGGGACCACCCUCACAAACGCCUCCACCGCCUGCUUUACAGUCUGGGCAACCUAUUCUGCAGAAACCGCCUACUCCCCAGCCCACGCCUCCUACUGGACCAACUGGUGUACGCCCUGGUGGUCCACAGGCUAAUCAACCGCAAACCCCAGCCGGGCAAAACGCGCAGCCUCCCACAAGUCAACCAUCCACGCAACCUACGCAACCCCAACAACAACAGGCACCGCAAGGAAAACAAAACCGCGUUACUACCCUGCCGAAACCAGUCGGUAUUGACCCGAUUGUUAUCCUGCAAGAGCGUGAAAAUCGUGUCGCUGCGCGAAUUCAAGCACGCAUGCAACAGUUGAAUAGUCUGCCGACCAAUAUGCCGGACGAUUUGCGCAUUCAGGCUCAGAUUGAAUUGCGCGCAUUGCGUUGCCUCAACUUUCAGCGCCAAUUACGAAGCGAAAUUAUUGCAUGCACGAGGAAGGAUACUACUCUAGAGACACCCGUUAAUGUUAAGGCAUAUAAACGUACCAAACGACAAGGAUUACGCGAAGCACGUGCGACAGAGAAGUUGGAAAAGCAACAGAAGCUCGAAGCCGAGCGUAAACGUCGUCAGAAACAUCAAGAAUUCUUGGGUUCGGUGCUGCAACAUGGCAAGGACUUUAAAGAUUUCCAUCGUAAUAAUCAAGCGAAACUUGCUCGACUCAAUAAGGCUGUUAUGAAUUACCAUGCGAAUGCGGAACGCGAACAAAAGAAGGAGCAGGAGCGUAUUGAAAAGGAGCGUAUGCGUCGUCUGAUGGCUGAGGACGAGGAGGGUUACAGGAAGCUCAUUGAUCAAAAGAAAGACAAGCGUCUUGCUUUCCUCUUGUCACAGACAGAUGAAUAUAUCUCGAAUCUUACGGAGAUGGUUAAGCAGCAUAAGGUAGAACAGCGGCGCAAGCAACAGGAAGAGCAGAAACGCAAGAAGAAGAAGCGUAUUGGGGCAGAUGGCGUUGAGAUUGACGAUGAAGGAUCACAAGGAUCUGAUAAGCCGGUUACAGUUAUUGAAACCGCCACGGGUAAGACACUUAAAGGUGAAGAGGCCCCUAUGCUCAGCCAACUGCAACACUGGCUCGAGUUACAUCCCGGAUGGGAGGUUGUCGAAGAAAGCGAUGAUGAUGAAGACGAUGACGAACAGGCCGAUUCAAAGGGAGCUGAAAAGAACGAAGACGACAAGGAUAAGGCCCUUAUGAAGCCUGCCAAGGUGGAGGAUGAUGAAUACCAUAAGGAGUCUAGCGAGGAGCAAACAUACUACAGUAUUGCUCAUACCGUACACGAGAUUGUCACAGAACAAGCAAGCAUCAUGGUCAACGGCAACCUCAAGGAAUACCAAAUCAAGGGUUUGGAGUGGUUAGUGUCACUAUACAACAACAACUUGAACGGUAUUCUCGCCGAUGAGAUGGGUCUCGGUAAGACAAUUCAAACAAUUGCGUUGAUUACUCAUCUUAUGGAGAAGAAGAAACUGAAUGGGCCAUUUUUGAUUAUUGUACCUCUGUCAACUUUGUCGAAUUGGGUGCUUGAGUUUGAAAAGUGGUCACCCUCCGUGUUUGUUGUAUCCUAUAAAGGUUCCCCUGCUUUGCGAAGGACGAUUCAGUCACAAAUGCGUUCUACGAAGUUUAAUGUCCUCUUGACUACUUAUGAGUAUGUCAUUAAGGAUAAGGGUGUUUUGGCAAAGUUGCCAUGGAAGUACAUGAUCAUCGAUGAGGGCCAUCGUAUGAAGAAUCAUCAUUGUAAGUUGACGCAGGUGUUGAACACACAUUAUUUGGCUCCGCAUAGAUUGCUACUUACUGGUACCCCGCUGCAGAAUAAACUGCCGGAGUUAUGGGCGCUUUUAAACUUUUUGUUGCCAUCCAUCUUCAAGUCUUGUUCUACUUUCGAGCAGUGGUUCAAUGCGCCAUUUGCUACCACCGGUGAGAAGGUGGAGUUGAACGAGGAAGAAACUAUUUUGAUUAUUCGUCGUCUGCAUAAAGUAUUGCGUCCUUUCUUGUUGCGGCGUUUGAAGAAGGAAGUAGAGAGUCAGCUGCCCGACAAAGUAGAGUAUAUUGUCAAGUGCGACAUGUCAGGUCUGCAGCGCGUGUUGUAUAAACACAUGCAGAGCAAAGGUGUUUUGCUUACUGAUGGAUCCGAGAAAGGUAGUAAGGGUAGAGGUGGAGCGAAGGCGUUGAUGAACACAAUCGUGCAACUGCGAAAGCUUUGCAAUCAUCCCUUCAUGUUCCAAAAUAUUGAAGAGAAGUAUUGCGAUCAUAUUGGAAUGGCCGGUGGGGUUAUUUCCGGGCCGGACGUGUACCGUGCGUCCGGUAAGUUUGAGCUAUUGGAUAGGAUUUUGCCAAAGUUGAAAGCCACUGGGCACAGGGUAUUGCUUUUCUGUCAAAUGACGCAGCUCAUGACUAUCAUGGAGGAUUAUCUCAAUUUACGUGCAUUUAGCUAUUUACGUUUGGAUGGUACUACCAAGGCGGAGGACAGAGGUGAACUUUUGAGAAAGUUCAAUAACAAAAACAGCGACUAUUUCCUCUUUUUGUUGUCCACUCGAGCUGGUGGUUUAGGUUUGAAUUUGCAGUCUGCAGAUACUGUCAUCAUCUUCGACAGUGAUUGGAAUCCGCAUCAAGAUUUACAGGCGCAGGAUCGUGCGCAUCGUAUCGGUCAACAAAACGAGGUACGAGUGUUGCGUCUCAUGACUGUGAACUCUGUAGAAGAGAGAAUAUUGGCUGCGGCGCGUUAUAAGCUGAACAUGGAUGAGAAAGUCAUUCAAGCUGGUAUGUUCGAUCAGAAGUCAACUGGUUCCGAACGACAACAGUUCUUGCAGAGCAUUUUGCAUCAAGAUGGCGAUGAUGAAGAGGAAGAGAAUGAAGUUCCGGACGAUGAGACUGUUAAUCAAAUGGUCGCGCGAACAGAGGCUGAGUUUGAGAUAUUCCAGAAGAUGGAUAUUGAACGAAGGCGUGAGGAGGCAGCUAAGGGACCUGACCGUAAAGCGCGGCUGAUGGAAGAGAGCGAAUUGCCUGACUGGUUAACAAAGGAUGAUGAAGAAGUAGGAAGAUGGGACUAUGAUAAUGAAGAAGAGAGUGUUUUGGGACGAGGCACGAGGCAACGCAAGGAAGUGGAUUACACUGACAGUUUGACUGAGAAAGAAUGGUUGAAGGCGAUUGAUGAAGGUGGAGAUUAUGAGGAAGAGGAGGAGGAGGAAGAGAAAUUGCGUAAGAAGAAGGGCAGGAAGAGGCGGCGUCGUGGUGAUGACGAUUCCGACGAUGAAGCUUGCACAAGCGUUGCCAAGAAAAGACGGGGACAGAACAAUGGCAUUGAUCCAAAGUUGAAGAGACAAAUGAAGAAGCUCAUGAAUAUCGUAAUGAAAUACACUGAUAGUGAUGGGCGUCUGUUGAGUGAACCUUUCAUGAAGAUUCCACCUCGUAAGGAUUACCCCGACUAUUAUGAAAUUAUCAAGAAACCUAUUGAUAUGACCAAAAUUGUCAAUAGGAUAAAUGAUGGCAAGUAUACAGACAUGGCUGAUCUAGAACGUGACUUCAUGCUCCUCUGCCAGAAUGCUCAGAUCUACAACGAGGAAGCUUCUUUGAUACACGAAGACAGCAUCGUCUUGCAGUCGGUCUUCACCAAAGCCAAGCAACGUCUCGAGACGGAGGUGGAUUCAGGAGAAGAUGAGGAAGAUGAUGAAGAGCUAUCGACAAAGAUGAAGUUCAAGUUGAAGAAUAAAAAGACACCAUCUGGACGUCGCAAACGCGCCACAAAGAAGUAUAUUUCGGACGACGAUGACGAUGAUGACGAUUGAAGGGACCACCUCCGAGCAUGAGGAGCGGGUCAUUUGUAUAUAAAAUGAUUUAUUUUGUCGUAUUAAGCAUUGUUUAAUUUCUUACUGAUGAUUUACUAUUAGUAUUAGGUGUACGUGUACGAAAUACUUGAAACUUAUGUCUAUGAUGUGUCGCUGGAAGCGAAUUUGAUUGUCAUGUAGAGCGCGUACUACAUUUAGUAUAAUUUUACAUUUCACGCUGACUUUGUGUAUGAGAAAAAUGUGGCGAUGAUCAUUGUAUGGAUGAUGGUUGAUAAAUAUAUUUAAUUUUCAAUUUCA